Molecule: messenger RNA, 1208 nt
Organism: Bipolaris sorokiniana ND90Pr
Lineage: Eukaryota; Fungi; Ascomycota; Dothideomycetes; Pleosporales; Pleosporaceae
Exons: 3
Coding region: 152-976 (274 amino acids)
Source: RefSeq, a predicted model, not a curated record
CGAAUUAUAAUCUUGAGUAUUACGUCAUAGCGCAGGAUCCCUGCAUUACGUCUCCCCAAACAUCCUGCGCCUCUUACUUUAACAGACCUUUCGACUGUCUUCUAAACUCAUUUUCUUUCAUUUACACAUUCACAAGUUCUCUCGACCCAGCAUGACUUCAAAACUAGUACCUUCCGAUCCCGCCAGUGUUAUGGUGAUUCGAGAUGUGGUCCCGCACAUAGUGACUACGCUCUCUGUACCGUUUUGGAGAUUCGGUCGCGUCAAGAUCGGCGGAAGAGGAACCAUCGUGCGCCUUGAAUCCGGUGCUCUUGCCGUCUUCUCACCCGUCGCGUUGACCGAAGAUGUCAAGCGCAAAGUGUCUGAGAUGGGCGAAGUCAAAUACAUCGCAGCCCUAGACAACGAGCACCACAUUUUCCUCGGUCCCUGGCACACGGAAUACCCCAAUGCGCAAGUCAUGGGUCCAGAGAUGCUGCCAGAAAAGCGCGCAAAGCAAAACAACGAGAACGUCCCUUUCAGUGUCCUCUUCAGUGCCUCGAAGCCCGUGACUUCUAUCUCACCCGAAUUCGACGCAGAGUUCGACUGGGAGUAUGUCCCCUCGCACGUCAACAAAGAACUAGUCUUCCACCACCGCCCCACGCGCAGUCUCAUCCUCGCAGACCUCAUGUUCAAUCUGCCAGCGACGGAGCAAUUCAGCAAGUCUGGUGUCGACCCAAACACAGGAAUUCUAAGCAAGAUCUUCAAUACCCUGCAGAGCACAAAAGGUGAUGCGAAGUGGCAGCAGCGCACCAUCUGGUAUGGAACUAGUGCAAAGGAUCGAAGCGGUUUCUCGAAGAGCAUGGAGAAGAUUGACAAGUGGGGGUUCGAAAGGAUCAUUCCGUGCCAUGGAGAUGUGAUUGAGGGCGAGGGCAAAGGUAUCUUUGAGAAGGUUAUGAGGUGGCAUUUGGAUGCUGCGAAGGGGCAGGCCAAGACUUCUUGAGCUAUAUGGCGCUGAAGGGAGAAAAAGGCGUUUAAAGAUAUGGAGGCGAAGCCUGAGGGAGGCAGUAGGUGGAAGGGUUUAGGUGAUACCCCAGUUGUUUGGAGACGGCAGUGUUUUUCUUCUGUUUCUCAAUUCUAAUCAUCCCUGUCUCGUUCAUGAGUAAUUGACAGCAAAGGAUAAUGUAAACUGUAUUAUUAUUAUUAUUAUUCUCUUCAUAGCCUCUUCGACCCUC